Anopheles cruzii is the source of this 1242-nucleotide messenger RNA. Its product is annotated as thioredoxin-2-like. The transcript is spliced from 2 exons. NCBI's taxonomy places the organism in Eukaryota, Metazoa, Arthropoda, Insecta, Diptera, Culicidae. Gene Ontology annotation, molecular function: protein-disulfide reductase activity. The record is from RefSeq and is a predicted model, not a curated record. The coding region runs from base 113 to 436 and encodes 107 amino acids.
AAUUAUCCGCCGACCGAGUGCAACACGCGUGCUGCGCCCUUGACCGUGCCUGAACCCUUCUCUGUUCAACUUUCCUUGCCGAACGCCCGAAUCCCCAUCUAAAACUGCAACAAUGGUGUACCUUGUGAAAGAUUCCAAUGACUUCAACAACAAGCUGGAAUCGGCCGGCGACCAACUGGUGGUGGUGGACUUCUUCGCUACCUGGUGCGGUCCGUGCAAGGUAAUCGCGCCGAAACUUGAAGAGUUCCAAAACAAGUACGCCGACAAGGUGGUUAUCCUGAAGGUGGACGUGGACGAGUGCGAGGAUCUGGCCGCCCAAUACAACAUUUCCAGCAUGCCCACCUUCUUGUUCAUCAAGCGAAAGCAGGUGGUGCAGCAGUUCUCGGGUGCCAAUGCCGAGAAGCUGGAAAACCAAAUUGAGAGCCUGAUCGCCUAAGCACCGGAUCCUUGGGAACGGAACGGAAGGAAGUCUCGGACAGGCGAGAGCUGGUGGUUACCGUGCAGCGCAUUAGCCAGAUCAAAUAAGGCACCCUUUUACUCAUCGCCCUGUAUCUCAUGUACCGUAUGUUCGUGAAGUGAACCACUUCAUGAACGAAAAUGAAACUGUCCCGCACCACCCGCAACCCCUGCUUCACACACACCCACCCGCUACGAGAGCUAAGUACUUCGAGAACAAGUUAAACAUGUUGCCAAUCUAAAGUAUCCGCAAAGCCUGCACUUCAACGACCACCCGUUGGAGGGACGUGGAACAAUUUAAACAAUCCUGUGUUUAACCAGCCCAUUACCAUCCAAAUGGCACGCACUAAGCAUGCUCUACUCGAUGGAACCCUUUUUUCGCAAACAGAAUAAGGAAGCAGUCAGAAACGCGUGUGGCAGCGAUUGCCUGGAUUGGCUGGAUUGUUGGAUCCGUGCGCCCGUGCAAAGUGCAAACCAAAACGUUAAGAUACGUUAGCUCUCGUUAUUCUUCUUCACCGUCAGCCACUGUUCAUGUAUCUUCAAGUCACAUCCUCAGAACAACUCAACUACAAGCUUUCAUUAGGCGUGCGCGAACGCUGCUCGUCAUUACAGUCUCGAACAAUCUGCAUCUGAACGAACGAUAAAAGUAAAAGCGCAUAUGCGAAAAAAAUGUAACAAUAAUGCUGAAAACCGAAAUGCAGAGAAGCACAUAAGUGUCACUUAAUUCUACGCUUGAUUUGAUGUAAACCCAGUCGAAGCGGAAUGAAUAAAAAUGUUUAAACUUAU